Molecule: messenger RNA, 1393 nt
Organism: Botrytis sinoallii
Lineage: Eukaryota; Fungi; Ascomycota; Leotiomycetes; Helotiales; Sclerotiniaceae
Exons: 3
Coding region: 345-1226 (293 amino acids)
Source: RefSeq, a predicted model, not a curated record
UUUACUUCACUUUAGCGCCCAAUCCUUGGUCGGUCAAAGCCGACCGCGGCAGAUAAGAGGCUUACAGUCGCCAGGGGGCGGCUCACUCGUGCAUUAGUUAUGAUCAUGGGGACUCGGAAACACAAUCCCGUGUCGAUUAGCGCAUAGACGGUACUCGUAAACUGAAAGCGGGAAGACGGGGAACGAGCAGACGGGUUACGAAAAAACGUUGUUGUCUCUCUGAAGUUCUGUCUCUUAGUAUUCAGCCAUAUAUAACGCGUUCGUGUCAUGAUUCCUAUACAUUCAGUAUCAAAAUUUCACGACAUCGACGCGUUCUAAAACAAUCAAUCAACAUAAAUUUCAAUAUGAACAGAACAACAGCCUUAGCAUUCUUAGCAGGUCUUGCGCAUACACUUGGAGCCCCUUCCACGUGUAUGCUAUCUCCCCUUGUUACCAUCAAGGCUGGGGAUAAACUAAUCACAGGGGUCGAGAAUACGAUUAGCGGUCCCUGCGAACUCACUUUGUUAUUCUCUGAUGACGACUUUCUGCCUGUCACAUUUACAUUUGAACCAAUAGCAUGCUCUGCAUUCCAAGAAGCUGAAAUAUCUAUACCCCUUGAGGUACCUACCGGACCCGCUACAUUUUUAUGGCAAUGUGCAGGGCAGCAAGCGACUGGAUGUAUUAAAGUAUCCCUUGAAGGUGGUAGCGCCGACUUUCAUGCGCUAAAUGUCCAACAAAAGGGUAAUGUAUCUUGUCUAAUGCCGACAGCAACAUUUACGUCGCUUUCGACUAUUACCCAACAAUCAAAGACCGUAAUCAGCUCGAUGAUUACUACCAAGUUUGCAACAGAAGUGGAUACGACUUCAUCAUUCUCUUCUUCUGGCUCACUAUCUCUCCAGAGCUCGGGAAUCACCCCAUUGGGAUCAGGUCAUAUCUCGAAACCAGGAUUUACGACAUGGCCCGGUGCCAGUGCUACUGCUUCUGGCAUUGGUACCUUGUCAAAAUCCUCAGCAACAGCAGAGUCUAGUUCAACCGCCACUGCCGAUACUGAAUCUCCGGAUGUUGUGACUUCUUCUUCCUCAACAAGAUCAGUAUCUACCUCGGUCCCCACCAAUAAUCUAGACUCUUCCAUUGUCAAUGCAAUUUCGCCAUCUUCGGUGAAUUCUGGAGCUAGCAGCAUUGCAAGCAUUACAAUAGUGACAGAGCAAAUCCCCCCGAGAGCUCCUGCAUGUACGAUGGAACAUUAGAGCUCAUAGUCUGGUAUUCCAUAUCAGGAACUUCUUGUUUUGUGUUCUUAUUGGUGCGAUUUCAUAGUAUGUCAAUUUGAAAUUCUUUUACUAAAUGCUGUCUUGACAUAGCCGCUCGCCAUGUGUGAUACCACAUCGUCGGUACUGUUGAAUGUGACAGCCCAUGC